Punica granatum (pomegranate) is the source of this 873-nucleotide messenger RNA. Lineage: Eukaryota; Viridiplantae; Streptophyta; Magnoliopsida; Myrtales; Lythraceae. The record is from RefSeq and is a predicted model, not a curated record.
AUGGAGAUUCCUUCCAUGAGGAUCCUCGCAGAGUCCGAGCUCGAAUGGGCAAAACAACGUUACGAACAGCUCAAUCUCAUCGACGAGAAACAGCUAACAGCACUCUGCCACGGCCAAUGCUACCAACAAAGAAUGGCUCGAGCGUUCAAUGCAAGGGUCCGUCACCGUGAGUUCAACCCCGGUGACCUCGUCCUGCGAAAGGUUCUUCACAUUACACCUGACUCCCGGGGCAAGUUCGCAUACAAAUAUGACGGACCUUUCGUCGUCAAGGAAACCUUCUCCGAAGGGGCAAUUAUCUUAAGCGACAUGGACGGGACUGAAAACGCGCUCCCAGUCAACGCCAACGCCAUCAAGAAGACCGAGUUGAAAAAGAUAGAGGACAAGAACGCGAGGGAGGUCACAUUCUCGAAGCGAAAAGGCGGCCUACUCAAGAAGGCCAGCGAACUUGCAUUGCUGUGUGGGGUGGAUAUCGUGAUCAACACCUACUCCCCCCAUGGCAACCCGUUCGUGUACAGCAAGUCCUCUGGGGAUGCGAUUUUUCGUCGCUUUGUUGGAUCAACCUCUACUGUGGGGGAUGACUUCAAUGUUAUGCCAUUGUCAUGCGAGGACCGGCUGAACGAGUACAGGCAGCAGGAGAGGGAGGCGCUCUCAAGGCUUGAAGAAGCGAGGAAGCACCAGCAGGCUAACGGCAAUGGGAAGCCACGGUGGUGAUGGGAGGAAUCGGCCGAGGACUUGGAGGAGGAGGAGCUUAAGCAUUACAUUGAGUGCUUGGAGAGGCUGAUGGAGAAGGCCAAUCAGAGGGCAGAGGAGAUGGGGAGAAGUAACACGCUGCUCCGCCAUAGAACUGCAGCAGCACGGUGGAUCCUCCAGACA